AUGGCGGCCGCAGCGUCUCUUGCUAACCCCACCACGUUUGCCUCUUCCUUACCCCGUGGUCAUCACCACCAAGCGUCUGCUUCUGUCUCCACCUUCAGUUUUUCGAAUUCCAGAAAACAACGCUCAUUCAAAUCCCUAAUUUCCCAAUCUAUCCUGGCUUCUAACUCACCGGUAGCAUGCCAUACAUCCAUCGUCUCUGCGGCAACAUCCGAUUCAUCUUCAUCCGGUUCCGCCACCUCAUUCCACGGCCUGUGCUAUGUCGUCGGAGACAACAUCGACACCGACCAAAUCAUCCCCGCUGAGUACCUAACCCUGGUCCCAUCAAAACCUGAUGAAUACAAGAAGCUAGGAUCCUACGCUCUCAUCGGACUCCCGGCGUCGUACGAGACUCGAUUCGUUGAGCCUGGGGAGUACCAGUCGAAAUAUUCGAUCAUCAUCGGUGGAGAUAACUUCGGUUGCGGCUCCUCACGAGAACACGCUCCGGUGGCUCUGGGGGCAGCUGGAGUAGCGGCGGUGGUGGCGGAAUCAUACGCGAGGAUAUUUUUUAGGAAUUCGGUUGCAACAGGAGAGGUUUACCCAUUGGAAUCAGAGGGUAGGAUUUGUGAAGAGUGCAAAACUGGAGAUACGGUGACGAUUGAGCUUGCACAAAGCCUUCUGAUUAAUCAUACAACAGGGAAAGAGUAUAAAUUGAAGCCGAUUGGUGAUGCUGGACCUGUGAUCGAAGCUGGUGGAAUCUUUGCAUAUGCUCGAAAAGCUGGGAUGAUUCCCGCUUAG
This is a messenger RNA of Lactuca virosa, 774 nucleotides long. NCBI's taxonomy places the organism in Eukaryota, Viridiplantae, Streptophyta, Magnoliopsida, Asterales, Asteraceae. The record is from the annotation of a GenBank genome assembly.